Messenger RNA from Branchiostoma belcheri (Belcher's lancelet), 518 nucleotides. Its product is annotated as lipopolysaccharide-induced tumor necrosis factor-alpha factor homolog. The transcript has 5 exons. The record is from RefSeq and is a predicted model, not a curated record. Gene Ontology annotation, molecular function: zinc ion binding. Lineage: Eukaryota; Metazoa; Chordata; Leptocardii; Amphioxiformes; Branchiostomatidae. The coding region runs from base 120 to 518 and encodes 132 amino acids.
UGAAUGGGUUACCAGGCUACGGCCGUAAACACUGUCAUUCGAGAGAACUGGUCCGUGCCAUUUCGUGUCUGUAGCAGACAGCUACAGGUGGUGUUAGCUCGAAGAGCUUGCGAGAAGAAAUGGCCGACGAAAAGGGUGACCUACGAGAGAGGCAACAGGCUUCUCUGCCUGGGCAGCCCGAGCCCGGACAGCAGCCACUUCCAGCCGGGACUGUUGUUUAUAAUGCUGCAACUCAGCCGGCUGGUGUCCCUGCGCCUAUCCCCCACCCCCCGGAGCGCAGUAGAGUGUCUGUGCGGGUGAAAUGUCCAUCCUGUCAGCAGGAUAUCAACACAGUCACCGAGACAAAAGUCGGCAAGUUUGCCUGGCUGGCCGCAGGGCUCGUCUUUCUGCUGGGGUUGUCGUUCCCGGUGUUUUGGCUGGGGUGCUGCGUCCCAUGCUGUGUCUCCAACUUCAAGGACACCAAGCACUCCUGUCCGAACUGCAAGGCGCACGUGGCCACCUACAAGAUUGCCAAAUAA